Messenger RNA from Mercenaria mercenaria, 876 nucleotides. RefSeq lists its product as uncharacterized. The transcript has a single exon. Bases 1 to 876 code for a protein of 291 amino acids. The record is from RefSeq and is a predicted model, not a curated record. NCBI's taxonomy places the organism in Eukaryota, Metazoa, Mollusca, Bivalvia, Venerida, Veneridae.
AUGGGUACAGCAAUGGGGAGUUCCAUGGCACCAUCAUAUGCAUCUCUCUUCAUGGGAAAACUUGAACAGGAUUUCCUUCACUCAAGGGGAGUUAAGCCAUCUCUGUGGUUACGGUUCCUAGAUGACAUUUUUAUGAUUUGGAACCACUCGUUAGAAGAGUUAGAGUCCUUUAUCGACGAUCUUAACAAAUUUCAUCCAAAUAUCAAAUUUACUACUACAAUAUCAGAAAGUACUGUUUCGUUCUUAGAUGUACAAGUAUCCAAAAACAAAUCGCUAGGAAUUGACACUGAUAUUUACGUGAAAGAAACAAAUACCCAUCAAUACCUAGAUUACACCUCUUGUCAUCCGAAACAAUGCAAAGAUGGAAUCCCAUACAGUCAGGCAAAGCGGUACAGGAGAAUUAUUUCUAAUGACGGAAAAUUCAACUCAUCUCUUAAUGAUUUACGGAGCUACUUCAAAGAUAGAAAUUUUCCGGAUUCUGUGAUAGACAGUGCAUUCAAUAAGGUGUCGAGGUCGUCACAAAACGAAGCCCUGACGCCUUCAGAUAAAAAUAAAACAAGUGUUAUUCCUUUCACCGUAGAAUAUAAUCCAUCAUUACCAAAUAUAGGUGGAACAAUUCACAAGUAUUGGGAUCUUCUGAACAUUGCAAAGAAUACAAAUGUUAAAUUUGUUCAUGACGAAUACAAACCUAUAGUGGCGUACAGACGUACAAGAAAUUUAAGCGACUACUUAGUAAGUUCCGACUUCAAACUGAACACUGAAACAUACAUCACGCAGAAAUGUAACAGGAAACGAUGUUCCCACUGUCUACGAAUCAACUCUGGAUCCUCAUUUAGCAGUACAGUUACAGGAGAAAACAUUUUCUUUACGAUAUGA